AUGGUCUCAGGUUUGAAAGCACAUCUGAGUUACAGGGUACUUGCUCUGAGCAUUGUUUUUUGUUUUCCUUUCAUCUAGAUAAAGAAGAGGCAACAAGAUGUGGUGAGGUUUCUGGAAGCCAAUCGCAUAGAGUUUGAAGAGGUGGAUAUCACAAUGUCUGAGGAAAAAAGACAAUGGAUGUAUAAAAAUAUCCCAGAGGACAGGCAGCCAGCACAAGGCAACCCACUGCCACCGCAGAUAUUCAGUGAUGAUCGGUACUGUGGGGAUUACGAUGGCUUCUUUGAAUCAAAGGAGAGCAACACUGUCUUCUCCUUUCUUGGACUGAAACCUACUUUGUCAUCAAAGGAGUCAGAACCCUAGAAAGCCUAUCUGAAGUAUCAACGAGCACAUCUCCUGGAUGAAUGACCCUGUUCUUCAGCACACAACAGCUUCCCUAAUGGAUCACUGUGAUAGAGCAAACAAGCACCAUUAGUAGUAGUCUGCUUGCCAUGACAUGGUGCUCUCCAAUAACAUGAAGUUAGUAACACAUAUAUGAAACAGGAUUAAGGCUUAAGGACAGGCUACUCAUCUUCCUUUUCAAAAAUACUUGUUGGUGUUUCACUUUUGUCUUUGGAUUGCUUCUGCAACUGGCACAGAUAUUCUAACAGACGUGUUUGAGAAUAAGGAAUGGAAGUGUAGGGCUUCUCU
Molecule: messenger RNA, 687 nt
Organism: Chaetura pelagica (chimney swift)
Lineage: Eukaryota; Metazoa; Chordata; Aves; Apodiformes; Apodidae
Gene: SH3BGRL2
Product: SH3 domain binding glutamate-rich protein like 2
Exons: 3
Cellular component (GO): cytoplasm
Source: RefSeq, a predicted model, not a curated record